Eleginops maclovinus (Patagonian blennie) is the source of this 1281-nucleotide messenger RNA. It is a transcript of the gene styxl1, whose product is annotated as serine/threonine/tyrosine interacting-like 1. Gene Ontology annotation, cellular component: mitochondrion. Lineage: Eukaryota; Metazoa; Chordata; Actinopteri; Perciformes; Eleginopidae. The record is from RefSeq and is a predicted model, not a curated record. The coding region runs from base 107 to 970 and encodes 287 amino acids. The transcript is spliced from 8 exons. Gene Ontology annotation, biological process: negative regulation of cytoplasmic stress granule assembly; protein dephosphorylation; positive regulation of intrinsic apoptotic signaling pathway. Gene Ontology annotation, molecular function: protein tyrosine/serine/threonine phosphatase activity; protein phosphatase binding; protein phosphatase inhibitor activity.
CAGGUGCUCCCGUGCAGGUGUUGUUUUUGACUCACAGCUUCACUGAGUUGUUGUUGUUGUUGUUGUUGUGUUGAUAUUUGUUUUUGGUUGACUGUGUGUGGCUGUCAUGGCUCAGAUAAAACCCUGUGAGCCCUCGGAGCUCUACAACCUGCUCAACAGGAGGGGCUCGAGGCUGGCGGAGAUCAACUACCUCUGUCUGAUGGAUGCUCGAGAAACCCAAGACUACAGAAUAAGUCACAUCAUAACAGCCAAGAAUGCCAAAACGGAUUCAGAGGGUUUGUUCCUGCUGCCCGAGGCGCUGGAGGUGGACAGCAUGCAGCAUGUGGUCGUCUACGACAGCAACACCAGCUCUCUACAGGAAGAAAGCCGGGCGGUGCUUUGUGCUCGGGUUCUGUCUGGAGUCUCUCUCUCUCCGGUGCUCGUGGUCAUCGGAGGCUUUCAGAGGUUCUCCGCUCUGUACCACUUCCUCAGGACGGAGAAAAUUAUGUACACCAUCACAGAGCUGGAGAACCUGAAGCAGUAUCCGGUGGAGAUCCUCUCAGGACUCCUGUACGUCGGGGAUGAGAAGCAGAGCGCAGACUGCAGCGUCCUCAGAGAGAUGAAGAUCAGCAUCAUCAUCGCCCUCUCUCAGGAAUCCUUGAAGGGAAAUCAGACCGUGGUAAACCUCCCAGUGGACGACUCAGUGGACUCUGACUUGUACUCCAGUUUUGAAAGAAUCUGUGAUCUAAUUGCCUCUCACAUCAGCUCGGGCUCUCGGGUGCUGAUCGUUUCUCCUCGGGGUCGAAGUCGCUGCAGCGCCGUCACCAUCGCCUUCCUCAUGCAGCACAAAAAAUACACACUGCAGGAGGCCUGGAGCUACGUGCUCAGACGUAAACCUGACAUGAGGCCAAACUCUGGGUUCCUGCAGCAGCUGUCGGACUGGGAGCUUCACUUAACGGGGGGGAAAGUGACGGAUAUCUCCAAACUGUGAUUAAACUAAGGAACAAAAGAAAAUGACACGGAUUUAAUGUUGUUUUGUACAUUUUAAAGGAUGACAUUAAAGGUACACAGGUUAUGAUUCUUAAACUACUUUCAGUAGGGUUAUUUUUAUUGAAUGUUUAUAUCUUUACUUAAGUAAAUGAUCUGAGAACUUCUCCCCUCUGCUCUUUUAUCACUAUCCAUUAAAAGAGCUUGUAAUGGCAGUGAGGAUCAAACGGAAAUAAGAAAACCUGCAGACACUGAGGUGUUCCCAGCGUUGUCUCUAAAAUAAAUGAAAUCCAAACAAUUCAAAGGUUUGAUUUA